This is a messenger RNA of Aspergillus vadensis CBS 113365, 792 nucleotides long. Its product is annotated as Ser/Thr protein phosphatase superfamily. The record is from RefSeq and is a predicted model, not a curated record. The coding region runs from base 1 to 792 and encodes 263 amino acids. The transcript is spliced from 2 exons. NCBI's taxonomy places the organism in Eukaryota, Fungi, Ascomycota, Eurotiomycetes, Eurotiales, Aspergillaceae. Gene Ontology annotation, molecular function: hydrolase activity.
AUGGCAAAUAUACAACUUCAAGUCCUAUCGGAUCUCCACCUGGAAUCUCUAGAUGCCUAUGAUAUUUUUAGUAUCGAACCCAAGGCCCCGUUUUUGGCAUUGCUAGGCGACAUUGGAUAUGUUAAGGAUGAGGGGUUUGUUCCGUUUCUCCGCAGACAGCUGUCCAUCUUCCAGGUUGUCUUUAUGGUUCUAGGAAAUCAUGAAGCCUACCAUAGCAGUCGGACAGAGACAAAGUCUAAUUUGGAACGUUUCAAAGAGGAACUAGAUGAGGCGUCUCGGAGAGGUGAGGCGCUUGGGAAAUUUGUUCUGCUCGACCAAACGCGGUACGAUAUCUCACCAACACUUACCAUUCUCGGCUGCACAUUUUUCUCUUAUAUCACCGAAGAACAAAUGGAAAGUGUCAGCUUUGGUCUGAACGAUUUCUACCACAUUCGCGAUUGCGCAUGCUGCGGAUAUUUCCUGUUGAAUGCUGAAAUUGACUCGAUUUCGCGCUUGGAGCCUGGCCGAAAAGCCAUCAUCUUGACACAUUAUUGUCCAUCAACGCAUGAAGAAGUCGUCGACCCUAGACAUAACAACAGCAAACUUUCUUCUGGGUUCAUGACGGACCUUUUAAAUGAGCAGUGCUGGCAAAGUGAAAUUGUUACACUCUGGGCCUUCGGACACACCCAUUUCAACUGUGAUUUCCGAGACGUAACGACAGGGAAAAGAGUGAUGACAAACCAGAGAGGCUAUUACUUCUCACAGUCUACGGGAUUCAAUGCGGAAAAGGUGGUGGAACUGAAAGAUACCUAA